UAUCACUCAAGGUCUGAUCACUCGUAGGUGCUGUGUGUCUAGUGGUGCACGCGUUACUCUGCUCGAUAUCGCGUUCAGCCAUUGCAGUGUAUGACACGUGCCGAGGUUGGCCGAAAGCCGGAGUGCAAGUCUGAACACCACAUUAAGGUACAGUGGUAUGGUGAAUUCGCAUGUCCUACACGCAGCUGCACGUGAUCCGUCAGUGCGAAGAAGUAAAAUGUGGCGGACACGACCGAAUGCGACACCGCUUGUCUCGAUAUACGUGGGCACGAUAAAACUGCGGAAUCUAUUGGUGAUACUCUGUUUGGCAAGCUGGGCCGGUUGGCUUCCAUGCUCGGGACUACAACUCCGUCGUCACGGCCGAAGAUGGCGCACCGUCACCCCCUGCGCAUGGCUAGAACGUGGCGGUAUCUUCAACAUGCCAAAAUACUACAGUGCCACUGGGCCACUGGUACAACGCAGGCAGGACUGCUUCGGUGGAACAAGCUGUCCACUUACAUGGCUUCCGCCACAAGACUCCCAAGCACUGACGUUCAAACUUGUCGGAACCGAUGACAUGCGGGACUAUGAAUUUCAGGCUCAUUUUUGCACCCCAAUUUAUUCCUUCCAUCAUCGGUAUUGUACCGGCGAAGAAAGUGAGAUCGCGUUUGAACUUCGCCAAACCGGAACAUGGUUGACGUUGGAUCGCGUGAAUUGCAGGUGCCUUGGUGUCGCAGAUGUCGAGCGUUAUGGGUACAGCAGAGGAGUCUUGUCCAAAGAUAGAGCGUUCCGUGGCAACUACCUACAGAUGACCUGUGCGCAAAGGCCGAAAUGUAGUGAGGACCAACUCUGCUACAUGGAGACACCAAGCGCAGAUGGAUACAUUUACGGUGGUCGGGUGAUGUGCAUAUGUCCGAAGGAAUACUAUUGCCCAAUUUAUUUUAUACGCAAUAAAAGGAUACCACAAACAAACGAUGAUGGGCGCGUGGUUGGCUACGGUUUACGAUGCAAGCGCCGAAUGUAUUGAAACCUACAUAUUAUUUUUAUUCACUGAUUGAUCGAUUUCAUGAUUUCUGCCUGCGCAAGAUAUCAUACUAUUCAUAUGUAACUACUUAGUGCAUAUUAUUGCUUUUGCUGUUAUUGUAAUGAGUUUCGAUCCGACUUUUUAGAUAAAAGAAUGAGGUCAC
Dicrocoelium dendriticum is the source of this 1166-nucleotide messenger RNA. NCBI's taxonomy places the organism in Eukaryota, Metazoa, Platyhelminthes, Trematoda, Plagiorchiida, Dicrocoeliidae. The record is from the annotation of a GenBank genome assembly.